AAGAAAUUGAAUGAAACAGAAAAAACGAGAACCAGAGUGAGUCACGUAACAGAAAUCCUCCCCUCAAACAAGUAAACAACAAUGGUGGCUCACUCUCUCUCCAUUUUCUCUCCACUCCCUUCAACUUCUUCUCCUUCAUCCACAACAUCUGACUCUUUCUCUUUCCCUCAUUUCUCCAAUUUCUCUCGUCGAAACCCUAAAUCUUCUUCCUCACUCUUUCUCUCUCCUCCUCGAGCUUCCUCCUUCAAAUCUCCGUUGUCAACGUUGUCGGAAAAUGAUUCGCCGGAACAAUUCUUUCAGAACAACUCCAUCGCUGAUUUCAUGAGGUUUCGCAAACGCUCUGAUGGUGUUGAUGGUGAAUUGCAAACUGCUGUUGUUAGUUUUCGCAAGAAGUUCCCUUGGUCUCUUUUACGCCCUUUUCUGAAGGUUGAUUUAGUUUCCACUAUUCACAUUGCAGAUAAAGAAUAUUUUGAAAAUUUGCAGAAGGAACUUGAGCCCUAUGACUGUGUCCUCUAUGAGAUGGUGGCUAGCAGAGAGAGUUUAGAAAAUCGUCGAUAUGCUGCGGCUAAAAGGAGGCUUAAAUCUUCACGUUCUCGAGGCUUUAACAUUCUUGGAUUUAUUCAAAGACAGAUGGCUCGGAUUCUUAUGCUUGAUUUCCAGUUAGAUUGUCUUGAUUACCAGGCGGAGAACUGGUACCAUGCUGACUUGGAUUUUGAGACCUUCAGGUCAUUACAGAUGGAAAGAGGUGAAAGUAUAUUCACAUUUGCAAGAGAUAUGACCCUCAAAUCGACAAAAGCCUUGAUGCAACCAGAAAUUCCAGAAAAUCUUGACCCAUGGAGAUCCAAGCUUUUGUGGGCAUCCCGUGUACUUCCAAUGCCACUUGUGGGCCUUCUUAUUAUCGGAGGUAUGUGUACUGAUGUUGGAGGCCAGGUAUCAGAAUACCCCGAGCUUGAUGCUUUGUCUAGGCUUGAUUUUGGUGCUGCAAUGAAAGUUUUCCUGGCAAAGCGCCUCACCUCUGAGUUCACACAAGACACAGCAGAUGUUGAGGAAAAAUCAGUUAUCAUUGGUGAGAGAAACAAGGCAGCAAUAGAUGCACUUGAAAGGGCUAUGGAUGAAGGCCACAAUAAGAUAGCCAUACUGUAUGGAGGUGGGCAUAUGCCAGAUUUAGGGAGGCGGUUGAGGGAGGAAUUUGACUUGGUUCCAAGUGAAGUUCAAUGGGUAACUGCGUGGACUAUAAGGAAACGAGAUUUACAAAGCAAUUCGUUCCCAUUUCUGAAGACCAUGGCUGAAAUUUUGGGAUGGCCUUUAAACCGGUACCAAACAUUAGCGCUCCUUAUCUUUUCCUCCGUUCUUGCGUUGGAUCUUUGGUUUUGGGAGCUGUUCUUCGGAACUGCUGCUGAUUGGGUCUCGCAAGUUGCAGCAGAAGCUGCGCAGUAUAUAAGCAAUUGACUAAUGAUAUAACAUGAUGAUUAGAUGGGGUGUGACAAAGUUGUUAAUAGUAAAUGGGCGGUCCCAUAUACGCUUGUGUAAAUAUUGCUGCAAUUUACAGAAGUAGUGAUAGAAACAAUCAUUUGGAAGCCAAACAUGGCAGAAUGACAUUUUCAUUUACCUGUAGGAGUACUGGUCUCCUUAUUGUAAUAGCUACUUUUGAUAGUGUCUCAAAGAACAAGACUACUGUAAAUCGAAUAUACUAUUUUAUACAAAUUGCUUGGUUUAGCGAUA
This is a messenger RNA of Beta vulgaris subsp. vulgaris (sugar beet), 1722 nucleotides long. RefSeq lists its product as hypothetical. NCBI's taxonomy places the organism in Eukaryota, Viridiplantae, Streptophyta, Magnoliopsida, Caryophyllales, Amaranthaceae. The record is from RefSeq and is a predicted model, not a curated record. The transcript is spliced from 5 exons. Bases 82 to 1449 code for a protein of 455 amino acids.